Messenger RNA from Diachasmimorpha longicaudata, 2427 nucleotides. RefSeq lists its product as uncharacterized. NCBI's taxonomy places the organism in Eukaryota, Metazoa, Arthropoda, Insecta, Hymenoptera, Braconidae. Gene Ontology annotation, molecular function: DNA-binding transcription factor activity; cis-regulatory region sequence-specific DNA binding. Gene Ontology annotation, cellular component: nucleus. The coding region runs from base 338 to 1915 and encodes 525 amino acids. The transcript is spliced from 5 exons. Gene Ontology annotation, biological process: regulation of DNA-templated transcription. The record is from RefSeq and is a predicted model, not a curated record.
UCGCGCAGAAUAGUCGAAAUACGAAACAAACGACGGACUAUCACCGAGUUGUACAGAGGCUCCGAACGGUUCUCUAAAAAACUGAAAGUAAUUCUUCGGAAUAGUUGAGAUUUACGGAGUAUUAGAUUGAUCAACAAUCGGAAGAUUGAUUUUUACGGUAAUUAGGAACGUUCCCCAUUCACAUCCUGAUUUUUUAUGGGCAAUGGUGAAUGUCGUCUCCGAAGUCUGAGAGAAUCGCGGGGAAGGAUUGACUUCGCUUCCGGAAAUUUGAAUUUUUUUUUUUUUGAAAAAUUGAAUGAGCCGAGUGAAUUGAAUAUCAUUGUCAUCGGAAUUGAUAAUGAUUGGGCCGUCGGCAACUGCGAGUGGUGUUUCAAAUCGCGAAGAGGAUCCAGUGAGAGUUAAACGAAAGCUCUUCGAGGAUUUGGAUAUUGACAGUUUUUGCGAGGAAUUUCAGACGACGAAAAAGUGCCAUUCGAUGGAGGUGGAUGGAUUGGGGAUGUCCCAGGUGGUACAUCAGUCUGAUUUUUCAACCAAUUCCGAGCAUGAUACAUCAGGACCAGUGGCGAGACUGGAGGUACUCGUGGUGGAUGGUACCUGGGACGUCUCGAGCCUCGGGGGUGCCGAUCUGAUUGACCUUUCGUCAUCGAUCAGCGGAAAUGCAGGGGUGCAGGGUAUCACUGACGUGGGGAGUAUUGAUGGUAAUUAUGGAACCAUUCUUUAUAACUGGGAACCAACUGUCGAGGAUGCGGGACAUUUGACGCAAACGUGCACCUCGGAGCAACAGACGUCGAGUGCUGGAUCCUCAAUGUCUUCUAGUUUGCCGGAGGAUCAGGAGAAUGGAAAUCUAUCGUGGCUUUUGGAUUUCAAGUUAGAUUCGCUUAUCGAAGCACCGGAGGAUAAACCCCCUGCCCCACAGCCUCGGAAUAAUUAUACAGGCUCUAGAAAUCGAAAUACCGGGACCAAUCGAGUGGACACAAAUGCGUCGUACGCAACUGAGAUUCGUGGCAAUUACACCGAGAAUAAUCCACCUGGCCGUCAACCCCAAUCAACCUCCUAUGCAUCAGAUAAUCGAAAUUUCUCGACGUCUCGCUACGGCGGUCCAAAGAAGCCCCCCUUCACAUACACAGAAUUAAUAGAACACGCUCUCCAAGAACGAGGGGAAUUGACCGUAUCAGCGAUAUAUCAGUGGAUUUCAGAGCACUUUCCGUAUUACAAGAGCAACGACGAUCGCUGGAAAAAUUCUGUGCGACAUAAUUUAUCGAUAAAUCCACAUUUUCGAAAGGGAUCCAAAGCACCUCAUGGAGCUGGACAUUUGUGGGCCAUUGCCAAUCGUGACGGUAGGCCACGGGCAUUGAGCACUCAGCAAAUAACUUCAGUUCCAACGCAAAAGCAAAUUCUGAAGAGUAUUGUAGAGAGCAGUUAUCCUCGGAGAAGCAAUAAUACAGUGAGACAAAACGUAGUCAUAGAUGAAGUAGCUGCGGCAACGGCGAGUAUCUGUCCAUCACCAGAGGAGAAUGUCGUGGGCUCGGUUACACUGGAGCAUUGCGCUGAGCAAAUACUCAGUGGAAUAAAAAGAGACGUCGAAGUGCAGUACCUCAUGCCAAUGGCAGUGCAGAAUGAUGCAGAGGAUGCUAGUCAACAGAUACAGCAGGCUGAGCAGAACUGCGGAGACAAGGAAACUGAGCGUGACUGUUGGAACGUUCUUGCAGACUUUUUGAACCCCGUGGCCAAGGAAGUAGUAGCCGAAGAGUGUGGUCUGAUUGGUGAGAGUUACCUCGUAACCGAUCUCAAUCCAGCUGCUCUAGGUCUAAACAUGGCUGAGUCAGAAAUCAUCACCUCCGAUCAUCUUUUCGGCGAAGAACUGAGCUUUCAAUUUUACGAACUGACAUCUUCAUCUCAAUUACAGUCAGCCUGACACCGGGACAAAAGUCGUAUUCGUAUGAUAAUUGUCGACGAGAAAAAAUUACAGAAUGUGGAAAUUGUCAAUGGUAAUGCUGAUAAGGAUGUCGACAACAUCGAUGGAGCUGAACAAUCGACGAUUAACAUACUUGACAGUUGAUUAAAUUGGCUAUUAAUGUGCCUUAACUACUAGAGCCAUAAGAGAACACGUAAAAGUAUUGAGAAUGGAUGCUGCAAUUAAGAUGCGUUUGAGCAAAAAAAACUAAAAACCAAAAAAAAAAAGCUUGCAUGAGUCAACUCUGAUAAUUUAUAAUUUUCCUCGUAUUUAUCACGUUUAUCUCAUAGCCUUUAUGGAAUUGACAUCAUGUUUUUUGUAUUAGUCGAAGAAAAAUAUAAUAUUUACAAUUUCCCAAAUACUCUCAUGCUUUCAAAAUAAAUGGAAAGAAUAAUCUUACUCAUUUUACAAAUUCUAAUUUGUACAGUUAUCAUUUCUGCGUUUUGUUCUUCGGCUUUUUCUGCACUGAUUUU